AUGCCGUCCUUUUACCCCCGCCAACUCCCUCCCACCCCGCCCGAGUUCAUCCCUUCUAGCUGCCAGCGCAUGCAGUACCCUCAUGAUUCAUACCGCUCCUGCGACUCCCGUCAGGAUGCUGCUUACGACUACUCAAGAGGAUACCAGCAGCCUGCUUUCCAGCGUAACUCGAUUCUUCCUCCCAUCAACAAUUACUAUGAUUCAACCAGCGCCCCCAUCCUGCCACCUUUGAGAAUGCAGGAGCGUUUGGCCAUCGAGGAUGACUAUCGCCUGCGCCUCCAACAGGAACAGCGCAGCCAAGCCGCGCAACAACAGCAGCAACAGGCACAGCAAUCAACACAGAAGGAAGACAAGGCAACAGGAGGAGUUUCGGCCAAACUCGACUACGAAAUGGAACGCAUGACGAACUUUGUGGCGGAAUCGGCGUCGGGAAUGUAUGCUCUCCAUCUGUCCCCCAUCUGCCUUGCAGAUAUUGACAUCUGUCGAAGCAUCCAGCCUAGUGUUCCUAUCCAGCCCUCUUUUCGCAAAUGGGUUUCGCAGGUUUUGUCGGCAACCAGACUGCCCUCGGCAACCAUCCUUCUCAGUCUGCACUACUUGACCGUCCGUCUGCGAGACUAUCCUCCUAGGACCACCUCUUCGUCCGAGAACCACAUCUACCGCCUGCUCGCCGUCGCCCUAAUCCUGGGCAGCAAGUUCCUUGAUGACAACACCUUCAUCAACCGCUCAUGGUCCGACGUCACAGGUAUCAGAGUGUCUGAGCUGAACAAUCUCGAGAUGGAAUGGCUUGCCCUCAUCUCCUUCGAUUUGCACUGUGAUCCUUCUGAUCCUGCUGGUCUGGCUAGUUGGUUACGUGCAUGGAAUGACUACGACGCUCAAGCCAUCAGCCGUUCGCGCACCACCCGCCUGUCUCCGUUGAACACCAACAUCCAGCGCCAGUCACCCCGAGCAUCGCGUUCUCCUUUCCAGCCACAGUACAAGGGCAGCUUCGCCGACUUCACCCCCCAGUCAUCAAGACCUUCCUCUACCUAUUCAGGCACUCCCUAUACGUCCGCUGACCCCUGGAACCGUACUGAGCCUACUACUUCGGUCGAGGCUUUCUACAACAGUCAGCACCGUUACCCAACAUUAGAUGAGCUCGACCACUCCAACAGCCUUGCUGCCUUGGAGCAGGCUCGAAGAUCUACUGCCUACGGCGGUUGUGCCUUGCCUCUACCACCUGCCUUGACUUCGUCUUACUAUUCUCCUUGGAACCAGUCCACUUGGGGAGGCUCUCACCCACCUGGCUGUAACUGCAUGGCAUGUGCCCGCCAGUACAUGCCUUUCAUGGGUGCCUCGGGAUACCCAGCCCAGACUGUUGUCGGUUGA
This is a messenger RNA of Aureobasidium melanogenum CBS 110374, 1365 nucleotides long. RefSeq lists its product as uncharacterized. The record is from RefSeq and is a predicted model, not a curated record. The coding region runs from base 1 to 1365 and encodes 454 amino acids. Lineage: Eukaryota; Fungi; Ascomycota; Dothideomycetes; Dothideales; Saccotheciaceae. Gene Ontology annotation, cellular component: nucleus; cyclin-dependent protein kinase holoenzyme complex. Gene Ontology annotation, molecular function: cyclin-dependent protein serine/threonine kinase regulator activity; protein kinase binding. The transcript has a single exon. Gene Ontology annotation, biological process: regulation of cyclin-dependent protein serine/threonine kinase activity.